Messenger RNA from Salvia miltiorrhiza (redroot sage), 1492 nucleotides. RefSeq lists its product as uncharacterized. The coding region runs from base 87 to 1082 and encodes 331 amino acids. The transcript is spliced from 9 exons. The record is from RefSeq and is a predicted model, not a curated record. NCBI's taxonomy places the organism in Eukaryota, Viridiplantae, Streptophyta, Magnoliopsida, Lamiales, Lamiaceae.
CUCGUUUCGAAUGAGACGGGUCUAAAGCUACAUUCCAAAAAUUUCGCCCAAAAUCGGCACUCAGUAGUCAGUACAGUAGCGAAAAGAUGAACAGGUUCAAUUCGGCCAAAAACCUCGUCGCUUUCUUCACCGCCGUCGCCCCCAAUGCGAAAAUCAGUCAGAUUUUUGACAGCCGCUCUCUCGCCAGAAUCCAUCAGAUUGCUGACCGCGGCAAAUGUGAGAGGGAAAUGGAGAAACAGCUGAAGAAGCUCUCGAGUAAUGACAGUAACAGCAGUUAUGAGAGGAAAGUGCUGCCGCCGGAGCUCUCGAGGAGUGUGGCUACGCUCACGUGCGAGUCGUCUGCGGCCGGCGGCGUCUGCGAUGUUUAUUUGGUUGGAACCUGCCACGUUUCUACGGAAUCUUGCGAAGAAGUUCGGGCUGUGAUUCAAUUCUUGAAACCCCAGGUUGUCUUUUUGGAGCUGUGCCAUAGGCGCAAGGCGGUACUUAAGCCUCAAAGCUCGAAGAAGCCGACCAUAGGAGAAUUGUUUGACGUGUGGAAAAAGGAAAAGGAAAGUCUUUUAGGGAUACUCUACAGCUCGUAUCUUCGUAAGGUUGCUAGACAACUUGAAGUUGAGCCCGGUGCAGAAUUUCGAGUGGCAUAUGAAGAAGCCAUGAAAUAUGAUGGCAAGAUUAUACUAGGCGAUCGACCUGUUCAGAUUACGUUGCAGAGAACAUGGGCCAUGAUGCCUCUUGGGCACAAGAUAAAAUUUUUCUUGAAGUUGUUUUUUCGACGACCUUUUUUCGACAUUUCUUCUGGACAAGUGAAUUCCGUGAUAGGCCCAGAAGAUAUCGCCAAGAGGCUGAAGGAAUUGAACGAUGUUGACAACUUAACUCGAAGAAUUGAGAAGCUGAGCGAGGAGUUUCCUACUCUUGCGGAAGCCCUCAUCCAUGAGCGCGACCAAUAUAUGUCGGCCAUGUUACUUAAAGUAGCACGUGAACAUAACUCGGUGGUAGCCGUUGUGGGAAAGGGCCACUUACCAGGAAUCCAGAAGAACUGGAAACAACCAGUUAAGAUGGAUCAACUUCUCAAGCGUGCCAAUUGAAAAUAAAACGAUAACAGCGAGCAAGAUACUUGGUUCUAUUGGAGUAAUAUUCGCUGGUGAUAUGGUUCAAAUUCGUGGAAAUUGUUAGCUUGACCACCCUUCAAUGUUUCGAUCAUAACUUCUUCAAUUUAACUCCAAAUAAUGAACGGCCAAUUGCAUUGGAAAAGCUAGUUCAGAUACCUUUCCAUCAAUAUACUGUGGAGCUUCAGAUUCCAAGUAGCCGAAAAGUUAUGGACGUUUCAAUAAGCACCAAAAACUGAAAAAUCUUUUCUUUAAUGAUGGUAAUUUCUAAAGUUUUUAUUUAUUUCUUGCAUUAAGAUUUCUUUGUAUUGGGGCCUAUAAAUAGUGUAUCUUAUGGAGAAAAAUGUAGACUUGAGUUUAUGAUAAUUUGAUUAUAUGAAGUUUGAGAA